Molecule: messenger RNA, 2101 nt
Organism: Saprolegnia parasitica CBS 223.65
Lineage: Eukaryota; Oomycota; Saprolegniomycetes; Saprolegniales; Saprolegniaceae
Exons: 5
Coding region: 1-2040 (679 amino acids)
Biological process (GO): peptidyl-proline hydroxylation to 4-hydroxy-L-proline
Cellular component (GO): endoplasmic reticulum
Molecular function (GO): procollagen-proline 4-dioxygenase activity; L-ascorbic acid binding; iron ion binding
Source: RefSeq, a predicted model, not a curated record
AUGACCAAGACAGCAGCAGCAGCGCGCGAGCCCGAGGCAGAGGCCUCGCCCACGCCAACCAAGGCCAAGCCCAGCAGCUUCAACAUGGUGUGGUAUCUCGUGCCCGUGCUUCUUGCGAUUGCUGCGGGGUUGUACUCGCUCCCGCUCGAGACAACUGACGAUGCGAUCGUCUUCUCCAAGAGCCCGCGCCAGCUCGCCGUCAACAUGUCGGCGCCGCUGCCGGAGAAGUACCGCAGCGAUAUCGUGCGCAUCCAGACGCGCAAGCUCCUUACACCAGACCCUGCGUGCGUGCCGCCUAUGGCGCCCACCGACCGCGUGCACGUCACGUCGUACCUCGGUCGCCCCGAGACGCUGCGCGCGCAAAAGUCCGUGCUGUUUUUGCUCAACGGCGAGAACGACGGCGUCGUCUUGCCGUGGGACGUGGCCGACGGCUGCUUGCACGCGCUGACAGCGUCGGCGGCGUUCGCACUGGGCGUCGAUGCCGACUAUGCGGCCAACGGCCUUCGCCUUCACAACAGCGACGGGCAGCCGAUCGACACCGCGAGCGAACUGGACCGGGACCGCAUCGUGUACAUCCUUACCGACUUUCAGCUGUGGGUGUGGCCUGGCGUCGAAGUCGGCUAUGAGCGGACGGUGGACGGCGUCAAGCUCAAGACGCUCUCGUUGGCACCGCUUGUGUUUGGCGUCGAGGAUUUCUUCACGUCGGACGAAACCGAGUAUGCGAUCGAGCUCGGCUUGGAGCAUUUGAAGCGGUCGCCAGUCGACAGCAAGGAAGCGCCGGACGGGUACCACGCCGACCGCACGAGCUUCACGGCGUUCUUGGACGACUCGCACUACACGCGCGACUUUCGCGCCCGGACGGCGGCGCUCGCGCGGCUGCCGUCGCCCGUCUACUGCGAGCGCAUGCAGCUGCUGCGGUACCAGACGGGCCAAUUCUUCCGUCAGCACGAAGACUAUUUUAGCUCGAAAGACUUUUUGCAGCAGUCGGCGACGGCGGUCGCCGACUAUGAAGCGUGGGCGACGUGGGCGGCGGCGACGAUCGACGCGCUGCCCGAGAGCGUUCCCGUGCCAUUCCAACAAGGCCACCCGCUGUACCCGGUCGUGGCCGACACAGGCCGGUGGCAGCAUGCGCUGCUGCAGCUCUUCUUGGACGAAGCCGCGGCCACCGGAUACUUUGCCACGGAACACGUCUCGGACGUGGCGUGGCGCGACUGGAUCCAGGAAAACGUCCAGAACAAGGCCGUGGACAUCCUCAAGCAGCUCCUCGAGUCCAAGCCGUAUAUGCUUGAAGGGAUCAUCGCGUCGUGGGAAAAGCACAUUGGGCUGCCCGCCCUCCACUACAAGGCGCCCAAGCACCCGCCGAGUGGCGUGUCCCACUACUUUCGCUGGAUCCGCUGGGCCAAGGAGCGUGUCGAGCAAGUCGGCGAGGACGCGCCGGUCGUCGUGCGCACGUACGGUCGCGACUACCCGACGUAUCGCAUGCAGUUUCAGACCAAGAUGAUCCAGUACGUUUUGGAGGACUACACGCCGGACGACAUCGAUGCGGCGCUGGGCGCACCCAACAUGGCUGCGUGGCUCGAAGAGAACAAAGACGCGACCGAUGCGCUCCUCGACAUUCUGCGUAGGGCACCAGCCAUGUUUGACCUCGUUGUCGCGUCCUGGACCAAGCGCGCGGGCGACGCCUUUGUCUACACAAAACCGGUGCAGUUUCAGCACUUUGAGCCGAACCGGUUCGUGACGCUCUUCUUGUACCUCAACGACGUGCCCGAGGGCGGCGAGACUGUGUUCCCGUACUCGAAGGAGCGUUUGGUGACGGACAUUGAGCGCGACGGCAUGGCCGAGUGCUCCGAGGGCCUCGCGGUGCCAGCAAAGCGACUCAAGGCCGCCUUCUUCUACGACCAGACGGGCCAGAACAUCCUCGACCCGCUCAGCCUCCACGGCGGGUGCCCGCCCGCCCGUGGCACCAAGUUUGGCGCCAAUCUCUUUACGUGGAACGCCGACGCAGACGAAGGCUCGAACGCGUGGGGCUUUGGCGGCUAGAGCCCUGUCUUUUAUGUGUUUUAAAUCAUUCAAUCAUGCCGCCUUCUCCCCUAACGACCAC